UCAUAUUAUUGAUCAAUUAAGUUAUUUAUAAAAAUGUCAUUCAGCAGUGUCUCGAAAUCUUCUUCUGGUGGAUCAGAACAUUCUAAAAAAUCAAAACAAUCAAAAUCAUCGAAAAAUGGUAUUACCGCAAAACCAUCCCAAACAUUGCUUCCAGCUUUUUCAACCAGUUCUGCUCGUCUACGACAUGAGCAGACUUUACGAAAUAAGUCUGAGCUAGAGAGUGAUAUACCUCCAGAUAAAGAAGAUAAAGAAGAACUUAUCGAAUCGAUUAUUUUAGAGCCGAAAGAGGAAAAAUUAUCUACUUUUGGUGAGCUGUAUGCUCAUUUGCCAAAAUUAGGUCUUGCAGACUAUCAAAAACGAAAUAUGGGAAAGGAAGACUUGUUUCCUAAAGUGCUGACGCUUGAUAGUGCCAAUGAACUAGUAGAAGUUAAAAAAGAAGCUCCCUCUAUACUAGUUACUGGAUUUGGAAUGAGAAAUCUUCAGUCGUUGCAAAAUGCUUUGGACGAGGAGAGUAAGAGGCUUCUAGAAAUAUACAGACGUCAACAGAAACACAAAGCGGAAAUAACAUGUACCAGAACUCCAGACGUAUCAUUGGCAUCUGCAUCUAGUUCUACAUCGACAUCUACAACAAAGAGUACAAGUACUUCAGAAACUGUUACCGAAGCAGAAACAAUUGGCGAACGAUUAAAGCUAGAGUAUCUUAUGGGUCUUCACCAAGAUGAAGAGGAAGAAUAUUUAGAAAUGGAGCCUGAACCUAAAGAAGAUAAGGAGUUAUCGUUUAUUUAUAGUAGCUCCAUUGCAAUGAAAAAAGCGCAGCAUUACUUGCGCGUGCAUAGGAUUUUCGACUUCAUUCGUUUUAUUAUAGCUCAUUUAUUAGGAAGCGCCCCCGAAAAUCCCGUCAGUUUUAUUUUGGAAUUACUGAAUAAAUGUCUUUUGUAUAGAUCAGGUGCUGGACAGCCGCCUCUUUUAUACGAGAUGAAACACAUUAGCCAAAUGUUUUUGUUAAUGGACAGAAUGAAUUCUGGUUUUAUAGAGAUGAAUCAGUACGUACAAGGAAUGACUACAUUUGGUUUAUGCGACUACAACAAAAAGCCAUCCAUGACAGUGGAAGGUAUAUCCAAAAAAACCUUUGUUGAGGAAGUUUAUGAAGCUGAAAUCAAUUUUUUCAAUGAUAUUAUACGAAGAAAAUAUGUGAAAGGAAAAGGACAUAAAGACACAGAAAGAGCUAUUAAUUAUGAUAAUAUUCCCAGCCGUGAGUCCAGAACAGCUUAUUUUAUUCCUUCGGAUUUAUUUAAAAGUAUCAAACGAGAAAAGCUAAGCCAAAUUAAGGAAGAUACGGAAGGAUAAACUGAGAUAUUGAAAAACAAAAUGUAAAUAUUUAUGUAUAUUUAAUCUAAUUCUAAUUACCCUAAUAAAUUUUAGUUAACUUUUUAUAUAA
Molecule: messenger RNA, 1438 nt
Organism: Diabrotica virgifera virgifera (western corn rootworm)
Lineage: Eukaryota; Metazoa; Arthropoda; Insecta; Coleoptera; Chrysomelidae
Exons: 5
Coding region: 34-1347 (437 amino acids)
Molecular function (GO): calcium ion binding
Source: RefSeq, a predicted model, not a curated record